UGGCUCUUAAUGGAGACAUAAUGAUUUAUCCCCAACAUCAUUAUCCCAUCUUUUGACUAAUACCUACUAGCUUUAUCUCCACUAAUUCCCACCUAAUUUUACCUAUGUGGGCUUCAUUUAUUUUAUAACAGUUUUAGUAAUCUAAAAGAUAUAUUCCAUUUUAGACAGUGAGUGUCGUAUAUAUUCCGUCAUUGAGGUUUCACAGAACGUGCUUGAUUCCUUACCAAAAAAGGAAACAAAGAAGAUUACAGCAACAGCCGAAAUAAGUUAGUUGCAGACCAUCUUUGAUUCCUUCAAGGCCACCAAAAACCAUAUCUCUAUGACAAUGUCGGUUGCAGGGGCCCACUCGAAUACAAAAUCAGAAAAAUCACCCAAACAAAACCAAGCAAAUUUAGAGCACUUGAAUGUCUCCCGCAUUGCCAAAUACGGGUCUCUCUGACUGCCUGACUCCUCUUCCCCUCCACCUCUGUUUUCCACAGUGCCACACCACCACACUAACACACUUUCAUGUCAUCUUCCAAUCCAAGGCAUCCUUCACCACGAAACAACUGCAUUGCCUAAGCCUUGCCUAAGCCUUGCCUAAGCCUUCAAAGGCACAAUAUAUAUACACACGCUGAGAAGAGGGAUCUCUCGUAAGCUUAUUUGAGAAACACUCCUCGUAUAACUCAUUUCUUCUAGUAUUUCACUAAUUCAAACCGUAUAACUUAUUUCUUCUAAUAUUUUACUAAUUCAAACUGUUUAUUUGGUAAAUAUUCAAAAAUGAUCUAUAAACAAAUGCUCGAAUAUCCGUUUUAUACCUUUUCAACACAGUAAGUCCAAAACCCAUAAGCCCAAAAUGAAUUUUAUAUAAUUAUUCAUUUCCUCUUCCCAAGAAAAUCACCUAAAUAAACAGAUGACAUACCACCCUUCUUCUUUUCAAGUCACUCUGGUUGGCUCUGCUUCGCUUAUUGUCUAUCCCCUCAAGGAAAUGGCGGCUGCUGCUGCUAAUCCAGCAAGAAAGCGGUUCAUCGCGUUUCUUGGGGGCUGGUUGGAGCGUCAGCAAACCUUCCUCAAUCAGCUCCUUCGUUUGGUGGAUUUACCUAGCUCAGAGAACAAGGCCCACCAACAGAGGCAUUUGAUCGAACAAGUUCUAUGCCACUACCAACAAUACUUCGCAGAAAAGGCCCUGACCGCGGAGGAGGACGUUUUCGUGCUGUUCUCUCCGCCGUGGCUGAGCUCGUUCGAGCGGACCAUGCUCUGGCUUGCUGGGUUCAAGCCCUCAUUGGUGCUGCGCAUGGUGGACAGCUCGGUGGAGGACUUGACGGCGGAGCAGGCGAGGGAGAUGGAAGCGGUGAAGGGCGAGACGCGGCGGGCGGAGAGGGAGCUGUCGGAGACAAUGGCGAGGAUACAGGAGAGCGUGGCUGCGCCGCCGAUUCUAGCGCUGGCGAGGAGAGUGGGUAGGCUGAUGGACGGCGAGAUUUCGUCGCUGGAUUUGGCAAUGGAGACGCUGAAGACGGCGAUGCUGGGGGUUUUCGAGAGCGCCAACGGGCUUCGCGGGUCGACAGUGAGGAAGGUGGUGGAGGUCUUGAGCCCCGAGCAGACCGUGAAGGUUUUGGCGGCAGUUGCUCAGUUUCAACUCGGAAUUAGAAGGUUGGGGUUGCAGAGAGACUCUCAGCAGCAGAGCUAACGUUGGCAUUUUGGCAUUUGGAUGGAUCAUAUCAUCAAAGCUUUAAAUAAUUUCUUAGUGUGCGGGGCCUUGAUUGAGUUUGAGAAAUGGCAAAUUGUAUUUUAGGCCCAACUGGCCUUUUUGUAUUUUCCUUUCGUUUUUUAUUUGCUUUUUUCUUCUUUUGUUUUCUACUUCCCUGAAUAAGUAGAUUCAGUUCCUCUAGUGUGUUUUGCAAAACAUCAUCUACUGGGAUUUUAAGUAUGAUAUGUUAUGUUGUUAUACGUUAAUUUCAAGGUUGACAUGUUAUGUUGUUAGACGUUAACUUCAAGUCUGAAAUAUAAUGUUAUAGAAGCUAACUUUAAAUUUAAUAUUUGGUUUGAGCUGAGCGUGAGCUUGAGUAAUAUUAUUAGAGUUGAG
Messenger RNA from Prunus persica (peach), 2062 nucleotides. RefSeq names its product protein DOG1-like 4. The coding region runs from base 893 to 1666 and encodes 257 amino acids. Gene Ontology annotation, biological process: DNA-templated transcription. Lineage: Eukaryota; Viridiplantae; Streptophyta; Magnoliopsida; Rosales; Rosaceae. Gene Ontology annotation, molecular function: sequence-specific DNA binding. The transcript has a single exon. The record is from RefSeq and is a predicted model, not a curated record.